GGCGAGUUUGGUUUACAGUUGUCCGUCGGCCGGCGUUCAAUGAACUUGACUUACACGGGCGUUAGACUGACUAUUCUUGAGCCAGUAACCCGCUUGCGUGCGCCGAAUGAUGUACCAUUACGUGUCCAAUCCCAGGUAGUCCACGCGUUCACUUUUCGGUUAAUAUGUACAGGAAUAAUCAGCUCGCAUUAAUAUUAUUUAUUCAAGGCGGCGUAUGCCGCAUGGAAAUUCGCUGACACGGUGAGCUCGCGCUUAUCUACCUGCGCGCUAGUACCCAAAAGAUAACGCACCGCGAGUGUAGGUAGAGUAUCGUGUUUUUAAUAAACCAGUGACAUACACACGAUGACAAUCAAUAAUAAGAAAAAGAAAAGUGUCUUCGUGGCUUACUUGUGCUGGCUGUUUGGCGGUGUAUUCGGUCUGCAUUUAUUUUAUCUGGAGCGAGAUGUGCACGCAUUUCUCACAUGGAGUACCUUCGGUGGAUACGCAAUCGGAUGGUUGGCGGACGUCACCAAGAUACCGCGAUACGUACGAGAUUGUAACGAAGACGAUGAGUUUAUCAAAGACUUUGUUCUUAAAUUACAGCGUAACAAGAAGCCAUUGUUUUCAACAAGUCGGUUUACUUCAGCCAUAAUGGUAGGCUACCUUUGGGGCCAGUUAGUAAUGCUCGCCACACCGGAAGAAGACGUUUUUGGUAUUAACUGGUCGUUUACACAUUGGUUAGUACCGCUUGCGGUUGGGCUCGGUGUAUGGACGGUAGGCAACAUUGGUCGUGAGAAAGGUACGCCAUGGAUCGCCAUUUUGGUAGCGUACAUUACCUACACAUCGCGUUGGUACUUUUUCGACGAGAGCGUGUGGUUCUCCAUAAUGGUGUUCUCAUCAGCGCUUGCUUUCGAUACCUUUAGCAAAGAAUGGCGGCGUACACCACGCAAACCCAAAGGACUCUGUAAACGCAUGACUGUACUAUUCCUUGCCGGAACUUUGUACCUCGCACUCUGGGGAUCAUACCUUUAUUUCAACGGAACAGUGACUGACUCCAACGGAGAUGAAGUACCAGUAAGCGAAGCCCUACAUCACUUUUUCACCUCUCCGUGGUGGACGGAUCUCAAGCGAUCGCUUUACGAUGUGUACACGUACGCGCAACACCACGGAUGGUACGAGAUUUGGAAACAAAUAAUUGAUUUAUCUGAUGUGCAAGGCGAGCAAAAUGCUUACAAAGUGUUAGACGUGAGUCCCACCGCUAGCCAAUCAGAGAUUACCACUGCGUGGCGCAAACUCAGUAGAGAGAAUCACCCCGACAAAGUAAAGGAACCUGCACUGCAGCGAGCCGCGCAGGAGCGAUUCAUGGAGAUUCAACAAGCCUACGAGAUUCUUUCGAAUAUUAAAAGCAAGCGGCGGCGAAAAAAUAAACGCUCCGUCGAGUGAUCCAACGUGCAACCCAUCCUAUUACCUUAUUCCGCAUUUCUCCACAUUCCCAUAUUCUUGGUUCUUAUUAUAAUUAGAUAUAUUAAUUGUUAGCAUUGCUGUUGAUGACUUAUUAUAAAUAGUACGACUUGAUAUUAUUUAUUAAAUGAUAAUUUAAAAUUUA
Dalotia coriaria is the source of this 1585-nucleotide messenger RNA. RefSeq names its product dnaJ homolog subfamily C member 22-like. Lineage: Eukaryota; Metazoa; Arthropoda; Insecta; Coleoptera; Staphylinidae. The transcript is spliced from 2 exons. The record is from RefSeq and is a predicted model, not a curated record. The coding region runs from base 343 to 1422 and encodes 359 amino acids. Gene Ontology annotation, cellular component: membrane.